Messenger RNA from Syngnathoides biaculeatus (alligator pipefish), 2626 nucleotides. Its product is annotated as heat shock 70 kDa protein 1-like. Gene Ontology annotation, biological process: protein refolding; cellular response to unfolded protein. Gene Ontology annotation, molecular function: heat shock protein binding; ubiquitin protein ligase binding; ATP hydrolysis activity. NCBI's taxonomy places the organism in Eukaryota, Metazoa, Chordata, Actinopteri, Syngnathiformes, Syngnathidae. Bases 480 to 2399 code for a protein of 639 amino acids. Gene Ontology annotation, cellular component: blood microparticle; cytoplasm; vesicle. The record is from RefSeq and is a predicted model, not a curated record. The transcript is spliced from 4 exons.
GAAAGAGCCAGAGAGCGGAUCAGCUUUUAUAGCGGGGGAGUUUGUUGCAUCAGCUGAGUUUGGAUUUGGGGGCGGGGCUUGGAGCUCUAGAAAGUUCCCGAGAUUUCUCACGCAAUAUUUCAACCAGGUAACACCAGUGGGGAUAGGUUUGUGGAAAAACAUUGCCUCUCUAUUCUACUAUCUGCCUCCAAGCAAGAUGGCGGCGAUGACGCGAUCCGAGCAGGUCCAGACCUGCGACGUGAGCCCUGCCUUCCUCACGGUCAAACAGGAAGUUGUAUUUGCCGGUGACGACACUUUACGGAGAAAUGUCUGGAAUUGUCCAGACUGAUAACUACGGCUAUAAAUGUAACUGAAGCACAGCUUGACACACAAGAACAAGAUCCAGAAGUGAAGAGUCACAAGAACUCCACAAGCUGCAGAGAUAGCUACUCACAGAGCGCUUUUAAGUAGACGAGCAUCUUGACAGUCAAACAAAGAAAAUGGACUCAGCGAAAGGCGUCGCCAUCGGCAUCGACCUAGGCACUACGUACUCCUGCGUGGGUGUUUUCCAGCACGGGAAAGUAGAGAUCAUCGCCAACGACCAGGGAAAUAGGACCACACCCAGCUAUGUGGCGUUCACCGACACCGAGAGGCUCAUUGGUGACGCCGCCAAGAACCAGGUGGCAUUGAACCCCAGCAACACGGUGUUUGAUGCCAAGCGGCUGAUCGGAAGGAGGUUUGAUGAUCCGGUGGUGCAAGCAGACAGGAAGCACUGGCCAUUCAAGGUAGUCUCUGAUGGAGGGAAGGCCAAAAUUCAGGUGCAACACAAAGGGGAGGACAAGGCCUUCUACCCAGAGGAGAUCUCCUCCAUGGUGCUGGUUAAAAUGAAGGAGACGGCCGAAGCCUACCUGGGUCACCAGGUGUCCAGCGCCGUGGUGACCGUCCCCGCCUAUUUUAACGACUCCCAGCGCCAGGCCACCAAAGACGCAGGCGUCAUCGCUGGCCUCAACAUCCUGAGGAUCAUCAACGAGCCCACAGCGGCCGCCAUCGCCUACGGUCUGGACAAAGGCAAGUCAGGAGAACGCAACGUCCUCAUCUUUGACCUGGGUGGGGGCACAUUCGAUGUGUCCAUCCUCACCAUCGACGGCGGAAUCUUCGAGGUCAAAGCCACCGCCGGAGACACACAUUUGGGUGGAGAGGACUUUGAUAAUCGCAUGGUGGAGCAUUUUGUGGCUGAGUUCAAGAGGAAGCACAAGAAGGACAUCAGCCAGAGCAAGAGGGCAUUGAGGAGGCUGCGGACUGCCUGUGAGAGGGCCAAAAGGACGCUGUCCUCCAGUUCCCAGGCCAACAUCGAGAUCGACUCCCUCUUUGAGGGCAUCGACUUCUACACCUCCAUCACCAGAGCUCGCUUUGAGGACCUGUGCUCCGACCUAUUCAGGGGAACUCUCGAGCCAGUGGAGAAAGCCCUGAGUGAUGCAAAGAUGGAUAAGGGUCGCAUCCACGAUGUGGUCCUGGUCGGCGGCUCCACGCGGAUCCCCAGAAUCCAGAAGAUCCUGCAGGACUUCUUCAAUGGCAGGGAGCUUAACAAGAGCAUUAACCCAGACGAGGCGGUGGCUUACGGCGCCGCUGUGCAGGCCGCCAUCCUUACCGGGGACACCUCGAGCAACGUCCAAGACUUGCUACUGCUGGACGUGACUCCUCUUUCGUUAGGCAUCGAGACCGCCGGAGGAGUCAUGACGCCGCUCAUCAAACGCAACACCACCAUUCCAACCAAGCAGAGUCAGAUCUUCAGCACCUACUCCGACAACCAGCCCGGUGUCCUUAUCCAGGUCUUGGAAGGUGAGAGGGCCAUGACCAAGGACAACAACCUGUUGGGUAGAUUUGAGCUGAUUGGAAUACCUCCAGCUCCGCGAGGCGUACCGCAGAUCGAGGUCACCUUCGACGUGGACGCUAAUGGGAUCUUAAACGUGUCAGCAGUUGACAAAAGCUCCGGCAAGGAGAACAAAAUCACCAUCACCAACGACAAAGGCCGUCUGAGCAGAGAAGAGAUCGAGAAGAUGGUGGACGACGCCCAAAAGUAUAAAGCUGAGGAUGAACUGCAGCGGGAUAAGAUCACCGCUAAGAACGCUCUGGAGUCGUACGCCUUUAACGUGAAGAGCAGCGUGCAGGACGAGAAGCUGGCUGCCAAGUUGAGCGAGGAGGACAAGAAGACGCUGAUGGACAAGUGUGAGCAGACCCUCAACUGGUUGGAGAGCAACCAGCUGGCUGAGAAAGAUGAGUUCCAGCACAAACAAAAGGAGCUGGAACGGGUGUGCCAGCCAAUCAUGACCAAGUUAUAUCAAGGGGCGGGACCUAUGGGAGGCUCUGGGGCGCAAACCCGGGGUGGUACCCAAGGUCCUACCAUUGAAGAGGUGGACUGAUGUCAUUCCUUGCAGCUCAUAGGGGAAAAUUAAUUUUAAAAUUUUACUAUAAAAAUGUUCAAACUAUCACGGUGUAAUUUUGUCAUGUAGAUAAAUGAAACGUUAUACAAGUGUGUCCAUAGAACAAUGUAUUUGUUUGUGUCUAUGUAUCAGUGCAUCGAUGAAUUAUUCCAUCCAUUAUGUUAACUGGAAUGUAUUUUUUUCAAAAUUGUCAAAUGUCUUGAAGA